Mesorhabditis belari is the source of this 3612-nucleotide messenger RNA. Lineage: Eukaryota; Metazoa; Nematoda; Chromadorea; Rhabditida; Rhabditidae. The record is from the annotation of a GenBank genome assembly.
AUGGAUGACACUGUCGCACCAAAUGAAUCGGAUCCAGAGGAUUUCAUUGAAGUUAGUGCGGAUAUCAAGGCCCAAAGCAUGGCACUUCUCUAUGAGAUGAACAGCGAAGGAGUGGCUCAAUAUGAUGAACUACUACUUGAAAGGAUAACGGCACAAAUUGGAGAGCAUAAGGUUGGAAUAAUCUCCGUUGCUGGGAAGCCGAGAGGCGGGAAAACUUUCUUCCUGAACUUUCUACUGAGAGUGCUAAGGAAUGGUGAUGCUCGAUUUUUGAGUCAUGAAAGUAUUGGGGGCUAUGAUGGGAUCCCUUUCAAGAACGGCUAUAUCGCUGAUACAAAAGGGAUCCUGGUUUGGCCUAAAGUCUUCUUUCGAAGGGAUAAAUUUGGAGAAGAGAUUGCCAUUCUGCUUGUCGACACUCAAGGAACUUUUGACAACGAGUCCGACAUUGAUCAGUCAAUCAACUACUUUGCUGUUUCUUUACUUUUGUCAUCAAUCCAAGUAUUCAACACCAAAAGUAAUCUCGAUCUACAAGAUUUCGAUGCUUUAAAUCAAUUCAUUGCUUACAGUGACCUCAGCGGGGAUAGUGUUGGCCAACACAUGUUCUUUCUCAUUCGUGACGCGCCAAUUGACAAGGGAUUGACACCGAGUUUUCUCACAAGGAUUAUGGAAGGGUCAAGACGAGCUUCAAAGACACACGAGCUGAUCACUGGGGUAAUGAGAGCUUUCCUCAGGACCGAGUGCUAUUUGGUGCCACGUCCCGAUCAAAAACUGGUCGAUGCUGAUAUGGAGAUCAAGGCAGCUGAUGUCGGCAAAGACUGCCAUGAUUGCUUGGCAGAUGCCGCCAACCAUCUCAUCCAAAAUCUCGAACCAAAAACUGUUCAAGGUGUAACUCUAACUGGAUCAACUUUGAAAUCAUAUGCAAAGGAUGUAUUUGAAAAGAUGAAGUCUAAAGGAAGGAAUAAAAUCGGAACACUGUUUGACGCGAUGAAAACAAUGGCUUUUGAUGCAGCGAAGAAAGGCGGCAAAGCGGCUUUCAAAGAUGGAUGGAAUAGAUUCAACCAGAUCCACCAUUUUCAACCGAUUGCACCGAGAGAGUUUGCGGCUGAGUCAAAGAGUAUACUUGAACAAGCGAAGAACGCCUAUUUGAGUGUGGUGCGAUACGGAAGUGAAGAAAGCCGACAAGAGCAUUUCAACAAUUUCCUUUCCGAAUUGAUGGAAAAAUGUGAGGACAAGAAAACGUUCAAUGAUGAAAAGUAUCGAGAUCAGAAAAUCGCAUCAGCUUACGAGGCGGCCAUUCAACUUUAUGAGAAAGAAAGUCAACCAACUUUCAUGAAAAUCCUUGAACAGCGAUCCUUCGACAACAUUCAAAAGCAACACCAAGCUGCUUACAAGAAAGCGUUGAGCUUGUUUGACAAGGAAACGAACGAAUUCUUGAUGGACACAGACUUGGCUAUCAAAAAGCGAAUGAAAUUAGUCGAGUUGAUUGAGAAUCGAUCAUUUGAUAUUUUGCGAGAAAACUCGAUGCAAAGCAUUCGUGAAAAGGGUAGAGAGCUCUGUGAUCUCGUUGUGAACAAGUACCGGGAUUUCUUGAUGAUGAAACAAUCGGAGAUCACAAAACCGGAGGAAAUCGAGAAGUCUAUCGAAGAGGCGAGAAAUCAAUUGACUGACAACAUUUUGGAAGAGAAAAACAACUUGCUCACCCAAAUUCAACAGGAGUUUCCACAAUUGGCGUUUGAGGAAGUGGAUCAAUAUUUGGAGACAAUAAACGAUAAGGCAUUGGAUUUCAUGAUCAAGAGAGUCGACCAAGAGUUCAAGAUGAUCGCUGGCGCUCUCCUGAAAACCCAAGAGAUCGAAAAACAAAUGCAUGCCAAAGAACAAGAACAACAAUUGAAUGAAGCACUCAUUCGACAAGAAAUUGGAAUUUUGAGAGCAAGUGCUGACCAGUUGCGAGAAAAGGACAAAGUGAAUGAAGAACGACAAUUGGAAGCAGCUCGGAAAGAAGCGCAAGCCAUUGAAAAAGAGAAACAACAACAGAAAGAUGCCGAGAAGACACGACGACUGAUUCUGGGGUUGCAACAAUCGCUGGAUAAAUCAAAACAAGACAUGCAGCUAAUCACUGGCAAGCCAGUUGUGUUGGGAAUCGAUUUGGGAACCACGUAUUCCUGUGUUGGUGUCUGUGUGGAUGGAGAGGUGACGAUCAUUCCAAAUGAAUACGGAAAACAAACCACUCCAUCGCAAGUUGCUUUCACUGAUACCGAGAUUCUCGUGGGAGAAGCGGCAAGGCAGCAAGCCACGAGGAAUUCUGGGAAUACAAUCUACGACACAAAAAGAUUGAUUGGCAGAAAGUUCAAUGAUCCAGUCGUUCAACAAGAAAUGAGGCACGUGCCUUUUGAAGUAGUUGACGUGGAAAAUGAACCAAGAAUCAAAGUAACGAGAAGUUGCACGGAUUAUGUUUACACGUCAAGAGAAAUCUCUGGAAUGAUACUGAAAAAGUUGAAGGAAUUGUCACAAGGAUUUCUUGAUCGAGAGCUCACAAAAGCUGUGAUCACAGUCCCGGCUUAUUUCAAUGAUUCUCAACGCAAUGAAACGAUUCUUGCAGCUGAAGAGGCUGGCUUACAAGUGCUGAGAAUUGUGAAUGAGCCAACGGCUGCUGCAAUUGCCUAUGGAAUCAAUAAUCGAUCCGAAAAACCAAGAACCUUUCUAGUGUUCGACUUUGGAGGUGGAACCCUCGACGUUUCCAUCAUCACCGCUCACAAUGGCACUUUCGAGACAAAAGCCACUAGUGGAGAUACACAUUUGGGUGGAGAGGAUUUGAACAACAAGCUUUUGGAGCACGUUUUAAGCAUUGCCUCAAAGAAAGGAUUCAUUCUUGAUGGAAAUAAGCGAGCUGUCAUGCGUCUCUACCUCCAAUGUGAAUUGGCAAAGAUCCAAUUAUCAUCAGAAACAAAGGCUGAAAUCAAUGUUCCUUCAUUGGUGCUCGGGAAAGACUUCAAAGUGUCGAUUAGUCGAGCAAAGUUUGAGAACAUUUGCGAAGAGAUCUUUGAGCGAGCACUCCAACCAGUGAAGCAAGCGAUGAGUGAUGCGAACUUGACGGCUGCUGAAAUUGAUGAGAUAUUGAUGGUUGGCGGCUCAAGCAGGAUCCCAAAGGUGCGAAAGAUGUUGAGCGAACUCUUGGACAACAAAGAGCUAAACACAUCUCUGAACGCUGAUGAAGUGGUUGCUUAUGGAGCAGCUAUACAAGCGGCAAAGAUCUCCGGUGAUCAACACGAAAAAAUCCGGAAUCUUGUCUUCAAAGAGGUCACUCCUCUUUCACUUGGCAUUGAAGUGGAUUGGCAAACGACAAUGUCAUUCAAAGUUUAUCAAGGAGAACGAAAAAGGGCGGCGUUAAACUAUUUACUUGGUCAAUUUACCAUCGAAGUCACAAGCGCCAAGCAAGGAGAGACGACCGUGGAUGUGACGUUCUCGCUAGAUGAGAAUGGCAUUCUGGAGGUCACCGCCGAAGAGCUCUGUUCGGGGAAAAGCAAUUCGUUGAAAAUCGAGAAAAGCACAAACACCAGAGAUGUGAGAGACAUCGAAAGAAGCCACAGAAGCAAGGUUUUCCCAGCUGAGUAUCGA